Melanaphis sacchari is the source of this 366-nucleotide messenger RNA. RefSeq names its product calpain-A-like. The transcript is spliced from 3 exons. Lineage: Eukaryota; Metazoa; Arthropoda; Insecta; Hemiptera; Aphididae. The record is from RefSeq and is a predicted model, not a curated record. Bases 1 to 249 code for a protein of 82 amino acids.
AUGAAUAGUGAAAUGAAGGUUGAACAAGUGGAUGUUUGUGAAGAACAUAACAAUAAAAUAUCUAUACAUGAUGAUUUUAAUAGUUCUCAAGAGUUCCCAGAAGUAUUAACAAUUAACGGUAGUUGGAUAUAUGGCUUAAAUGCAGGAGGAUCAAGGAAUAAUUUAGACAUGUUUGAAACAAAUCCUCAAUAUUUGCUCAAAUUUCCUACAGGUAGUAUUUUAUUGUAUCUAUUAGAAGAUAGCAACUAGCAUCCGGACCACAGGGUACAUUUUUUACAGAACCCAAUGGUCACAUAUUUACAAAAAAUACAAUAUAGUUUUUACAUCUUUAAAAUAUAAUGAUAAAUAAGAAUAUUAAUUUUGGAC